AUGUUACAUCCAGAUAAGACGACAUUUCUUGUCAUAUGGCCCAAGUGUUUUACGACCUUUUUGGGUGUUAUCGAAUUUAUUGCAUUUGUCAUGUUCAUCCUAACCGAACUUUGUAGUGUUGCAGCGAAUUUUUGGGUAACAAAUGUCUUCGCUGGUGGAUGGUGUGGACUAAUCGUUCUUAUCCAUGCGAUCUUUUUAUUUAUCGCUGGACUUUGUUCUCCCGGUCCAUCAUCUGCCUUUCGAGCAGCUCUUCUUACAAUACUUAUGUUUAUUGCCUGUGGUGCAUUAAUAGCUUUUGAUAUCGCAUUUAUCGUUCAACCUUCUACAUGUAUAUUAACUUCAUCGUGUUCUGAUAAUGCGUAUUCUUCAUCGGUGUUUAGUUACAGUUUUCGUAGUUCGUUUUUCUCUGUAUUUAAUAGUUGGGAUCCAUUUAAGACAUAUACGCAAAAUCAAGUGAAACUUCUUUGUCAAGCGAUUCAGUUGGGUUUAGCUGGUCUUUGUAUUAUUGUUGGAAUUGUUUAUUUAGUUAUCUAUUUCGAAUGUUUGAGAAGAUUAAAGAAACAUCAACAACUUGGAAAUAGUUCUUCUCCAAAUCCUCAAAAUUAUAAUUCAAUCAAUGCGAAUAGUGUAUCACCACUUCCCAAUGGACCACGAAGUGCAUUAACACCACCUCCAGUUACACCAGGACAAAUUUUUCCAUCUUCAAUUCAACAACCAGUCUAUAUGGUUCCUCCACCUCCUCAACAACUUUACGUAACUCCAACUUCAGUUAAUCCAACUCAAACAAUUUAUUAUCAUCCACCUCCACCAGCUGUUCAACCGAUCUAUUAUCCUCCUCCUCCACCACCACCUGCUGCAAUUCCGAUUGCUCCACAACCUCAAAUAUAUCGAGCUUCAGCUCCGUUUUCUGCUCAAGCUCAAUCGACUGUGAGACCUUGGUAUGCACACAAGAAUUAUUAA
Adineta ricciae is the source of this 960-nucleotide messenger RNA. Lineage: Eukaryota; Metazoa; Rotifera; Eurotatoria; Adinetida; Adinetidae. The record is from the annotation of a GenBank genome assembly.